Molecule: messenger RNA, 1795 nt
Organism: Hemibagrus wyckioides
Lineage: Eukaryota; Metazoa; Chordata; Actinopteri; Siluriformes; Bagridae
Gene: tspan2a
Product: tetraspanin 2a
Exons: 8
Coding region: 112-753 (213 amino acids)
Cellular component (GO): membrane
Source: RefSeq, a predicted model, not a curated record
CUCACAGGAGUGAGACAGUGUGUGACUGAGAAAUUUCCCGCAAUCUCCUCUCGCGAGUUGGACAUUAACCCUGCGAUUUGAAACGGAGGACGCACGAGCCGAACAGCCAAAAUGGGCAAAGUGCAAGGAGGCACGAAAUGCGUGAAAUACCUGCUUUUCAUCUUCAACUUCAUAUUCUGGCUCUCUGGUUCUUUGGUGUUAGCAGUGGGACUUUGGCUAAGGUUUGAUCCUCAUAUAGCCUCAUUACUGAAAGAAGAUGGAGCUCCUGAAACCUUCUUUUUGGCUGUGUAUAUUUUGAUCGGAGCAGGAGGAAUCAUGAUGCUCGUGGGUUUCUUUGGGUGCUGUGGAGCUGUGAGGGAGUCACAGUGUCUUCUUGGAUUGUUCUUUUCCUGUCUGCUGAUCAUUUUUGGUGCAGAGGUGGCUGCAGGAGUUUUUGGCUUCCUGAACAAAGAUCAGAUUAUUAAGGAUGUUCAAAACUUCUACACUGCCUCCCUCACUGGAACUGGCAACAGUACAAUCACCUCCAUAUACCAUGAAAUUCUUGCGUGCUGUGGAAGCUCAGAGAGAAAAUCUGAUGUCUUAUCAUGCCCUGACAAUAGCAAGGACUGUGUCAAAGCCAUAGAGGAUUUUUUCAAUGAGAAACUCUUCAUCAUUGGAUAUGUGGGUAUUGGCGUUGCAGGAAUCAUGAUAAUUGGUAUGAUCUUCAGUAUGGUUCUAUGUUGUGGUAUUCGGAGCAACAGGGAAGUCAUAUAGAUGCUCACAGGUCUCCUACUUCAUGUAGAUCUGUCCUGACCUCACUGAGCCAACUCAUUUGAAAGGCUCAGCAUAGAGUUGUGUAAGAUAUUGUUGCAGAUUUCUAAUUCUUCUUUCCAUUCUUUGUUUAAUUGUUUGUGUUUGUAUUGAUUCACCACUAUAUGGAUUGAAAGUGUAACUGAAUUAACAUGCAUCUAUAUUAUUUUGUUUAUUAAUGAGACCAUUUAUGAUUACAACCUGAUUUGUACGAUCAGUUUAGACAUACCCAAGCAGAGAAGAUUGGGUAAUUUUGUUUUGUUUUUUUCAGCUUCUUGUUACUAUGCAUUACACAUAAAGACUGGUAAUGUAAAUAUCGUGUGUAAAGAAUAGCUACUGCUUGCUUUCUGUUGAUGCCUUGGAAUGGUAUUUGACGUGCAAAUGUAUUCCAUGUUUGCUGUAGUAAUGUGUGUUUAGUUCAGGUUCUGAGUAAUGCUCUGUAAACAUUUAGGCAGAUUGUGAUUGAUGUUGAUCCUAUCUAAAGUUCAUGCUGCCGUAUUGCAAAAUCAAGAUUUAAAGAUGACUGCAACAGUCCAGUAUUGAGUGGUGUGGCAUGAAUGUAAACCACACAAAACUGCCAUGUUGCUUGUAUAGUGCAGUGUGAAAACCCUUGCCCUGGUAAACACUCAGUCCUUUAUAAUAACACAGCACUGCCCCUUAUUCAUAGAUCAAGAUCAGUGAAACAUUAAGCACAGCUUUGUGUGAGUAAUCAUCAUACUAUCCAAAGUUCUUUAUCUAAAUGAGCACAAAUUGGGAUAACCGAUACCUCAUUGUGCAUUUAAUCACACGUUCAGUACGCAUGCUGUGAAUGUUAAAUGUAAAAAAUAUGUAGUUGCAUAUAAUUAUAUUUCUCAAAAACCUUGGGUAAUACUUCAAUACAGGGUAGUAGGGAGUUACCAUUGUCUAAAGCACAACACAUGAUCAGAAAUUCCAUUGCAUGUGUUUUGUAUCAAUUUCUAAAUAUGAACUGCUUUGAAAAAAUAAAAAAAAGAUACUCAAAAGCUCA